Molecule: messenger RNA, 291 nt
Organism: Colletotrichum spaethianum
Lineage: Eukaryota; Fungi; Ascomycota; Sordariomycetes; Glomerellales; Glomerellaceae
Exons: 1
Coding region: 1-291 (96 amino acids)
Source: RefSeq, a predicted model, not a curated record
AUGCAAGUGAUCAUAGUCUUCCGCUUGAGCUCAAAGCUCAACUUCUCAAAAGAAACUUCUCAGCAGAUGCGGCCAUUUGGAUUCAGUGUCUUGGAAGUCAUCCAGCAAUCGCCGCAGCCAUCGACAAGCAGUCGGGAUACUACCUCGCGGGCGACAGGGUUGACUGUGGCGCAGCCACGCCGGGCACUCCAGGAACUCAAGACGUGCCUCGAACAAACUUCUAGUCGGCAUGAAAGCCUGAGCCUGUACGAGGAGCCGUCCAUGGGUGCCGAGGAGUAUCCCGACAGCUGA